Copidosoma floridanum is the source of this 1450-nucleotide messenger RNA. RefSeq lists its product as uncharacterized. Lineage: Eukaryota; Metazoa; Arthropoda; Insecta; Hymenoptera; Encyrtidae. The record is from RefSeq and is a predicted model, not a curated record.
GUUACAUAUAAUGUACACUUGGACGCAAUCCAGAUAAGCGCUAAAAACCGCGUCCACCUUACUUGCACUAUACAUAUACAUAUAUGUGUAUGCCCCAAGAAAUAACAUAAAAGCUACCGCGCGUUAUUUAUAAACCCAGGAUAUACAGCCACAUGUCCAGUAUAGAUUCGCGAGGGAAGAGCACAUCAUAAGACUUGUUCAUCCGACGCUUUCUUCGUCAGGUGUAGUGCCGCUUGUAUCAUUUCCGUUGGGCUCGAGCUUUUUUCGUAUUAUUUUUUAAUACAUUGUGGCAAUGAGUGUCGCUCGCUAAGCUGUUUUCAAUGCGCCGUUUGCAGAAGUAAGACAACUUAUUUUCGUGUACCGAAAUGAGGAAAAAAAUGAAGGACAAGCAUAUCGCAAGUACAGCACAAUACGGUAUUCAUAAAGUGAAGAAUCGUCUCUUCCAUCACAUAUGACAAUGAGCCCUCGAUUAUUCGGCACGCGUCCACAAGCGCGUACAUGUGUACAAUGGACGAAAUUAAAUUUGCGGAAGCCGCUCUCGUACAAAGCUCUACUCUGCGUUGGCGGAGAAGCAUCAUCACCGGUCGCGCGGCUAUUAUACGUGAUAGUCAACGCUCGAUCGGCGUCAUGGCUGGACCACCGCGCGCCAAGGUGCUCUGGUUCGUUUUGCUGUUCUGUCACCGUUUGGCUGCCGCCACGCAGUACACCAACGACGACUCGGAUUACGAUGACUUUGAUUUUUACAAAGACGGCCUGCCGGAGAAACGAGUCGAUAGUACGGCUUAUCGUCGACCCCAACAGGAUGACUUUUACAUGGUUGGCGACUCCGAGCGCGCGGACGAUCCCAACAGACGUUCAAGCAGCGACGCGCUCAGAGAUGAGCCGGCGAUGUCCGACACGUCCAGUAGGAUGAGUUCGCGCGAGUCCACUAACCCGCAAACAAAGUGGCCGUCGGCCGAGCGGGUCUACCGCUACACGAAGCACCGGAUUCCUGGCUACGACUACGAGGAGUUGGACUUUUUGGAGCCGCGGAGCCGUCCAAGGAGAUGCGACGAGCGCUCGGUUUACACGCACUGCCUGUGUCAGUUCACCUGUGCCGAGCCGAACGUCGUCGAUUGUUACACGCCUUGUUCGAGCGGAUGCGAGUGCCGCGAGGAUUACGUUUUUGAUGAGCAGCUGGGCGAAUGCGUCUUGCCCGAACAAUGCCAGCCUGAUGACGAUUACUUGCUGUAUUGACUGAAUCAACCUCGAAUCAUGAUGAGGGGCAUUACUUUUAAUAACGGGUUCUCUGAAUAAUUUCGCUCUCUAUCGAAUUUUAAGAAAAUUUACGUGAUCCCCGAGAAACGAUAUUUUUGACCAUCAAGCACCUACUUGAAGUACUUUUUUUACUGUCUUUUUUUUUUUUUUUUAUAAUAUACUUUACGCUGCUUUUUUUCUUAAUUUAAUCAAC